CCAAAAAAAUUUGUUUUCUCACACCAUGUUUUUCAAAUAUCACUACUGCAUUUUACUCAUAUUGAUCUUUGCCAUCUGCAUAAAAGCUUCCAAGAUUCGACGCUACCGCUUCGUCGUUAGGGAAGCUUUAUAUGAAAGAUUAUGUGAGAAAAAGUGGAUUUUAACAGUGAAUGGGAAAUUCCCAGGCCCUACUCUCAAGGUUCAUGCAGGGGAAACCAUUAUAGUGGAUGUAUUCAACAAGGGAAAUUACAAUAUUACCCUUCACUGGCACGGAGUGAAGCAGCCUCGGAAUCCGUGGACUGACGGCCCCGCGUACGUCACCCAGUGUCCGAUCCAGCCCGGGAACCAAUUCAGUCAAAAGGUCAUAUUCUCCAAGGAAGAAGGGACGCUGUGGUGGCACGCCCACAGCGACUGGUCCCGUGCCACGGUGCACGGGGCCAUCGUGGUGCGCCCGAAGCCUGGGGGCACGUACCCAUUCCCCAAGCCCGAUAAGGAAGUCCCUGUCAUACUAGGGGAGUGGUGGAGGGAGGAUGUGAUGAAAGUUUUGGAGGAAUUUGUUGCUUCGGGAGGGCAACCGAGGAAUUCCGAUGCGUAUACUAUAAAUGGGCAGCCUGGGGAUUUAUAUCCUUGCUCGUCGCCUCAUAUAUUCGUUAUGAAGGUGGACCACGGCAAGACGUACCUCUUACGCAUAGUCAAUGCCGCCAUGAAUGAGAUCCUCUUCUUCGGGGUGGCGCGCCACGCCCUCACACUAGUCGCGACCGACGGGUGCUACACCACUCCGCUCACCAAAGACUACAUAGUGAUUAGCCCAGGCCAGACAAUGGACUGCCUCCUCCACGCCGACCAGGCGCCGGGCCAGUACUACAUGGCCACCCACCCCUACACAAACGGAUUCGGGAUCACCUUCGACAACACGACCGCUACCGCACUCCUCCAAUAUUCCCGCACCCGUCCUGGCCCGCCCGAAUUCCCCAAACUACCCUUGUCCAAUGACACGUCAGCAGCCCUAAACUACACCUUUAGCAUCAAAAGCCUAAUGUCCAAACUCCACCCAUUCAUAGUCCCUCAAAAGAUCGACAAACAAAUCAUCACCACCGUCUCCGUCAACGCCUUCCCUUGUGGGCCCGGGGAGACCUGCGCCGGCCGCAACGGGACCCGCCUCGCGGCCUCCAUGAACAACGUCAGCUUCGUGGCCCCGCCGAUCGACAUCCUCGAGGCCUACUUCUACCAAAUCUCCGGCAUAUUUAGCAAGAAAUUCCCUUUAUCUCCACCUUUUGUGUUCAAUUACACGUCCGAUUUCAUCCCAUUCGAGCUACAAAUUCCUAAAAGGGGCACCAAAGUUGCAAUGUUGAGGUACAACUCCAACAUUGAGGUCAUUUUCCAAGGUACAAACCAAGUGGUGGGGCUUGAUCACCCUAUGCAUUUGCAUGGAUUUAGUUUCUUUGUUGUUGGUUGGGGAUUUGGCAACUUUGAUCCAAUAAAAGAUCCCUUGAGCUAUAAUAUCGCAGACCCGCAGAAGCGUAACACUGUUAUCGUGCCCAAAAGUGGGUGGGUCGCAAUUAGGUUCACUGCCGACAAUCCAGGGGUGUGGUUCUUGCAUUGCCAUUUUGAGCGGCAUACGACGUGGGGGAUGGAGACGGUGUUCAUCGUGAGGAGCGGAAGAGGGGCGGAGGAGCGAGUGCUCCCGCCGCCGCCGGAUAUGCCGCCGUGUUGAUCUUUUCCGGUUAUAGUAGUGCCUAUGUUAAUAGUUCAAGUGUUUGAUAUUUUCAUUUAUUAAUUGAUUUUAAAGUGUUGGACGUGAUACAAGACGUUUCUAAAAUAAUUGAAUAGCACUUUA
Molecule: messenger RNA, 1837 nt
Organism: Salvia splendens (bonfire salvia)
Lineage: Eukaryota; Viridiplantae; Streptophyta; Magnoliopsida; Lamiales; Lamiaceae
Product: laccase-15
Exons: 6
Coding region: 26-1714 (562 amino acids)
Biological process (GO): lignin catabolic process
Cellular component (GO): apoplast
Molecular function (GO): copper ion binding; hydroquinone:oxygen oxidoreductase activity
Source: RefSeq, a predicted model, not a curated record